AUGUCUAACGGACCCUGGAAUUCCUCCCGCAGCGUCGCUUACAGCGACCCGUACCAGGGCAAUAUCUAUGACAGUGCCUAUCCGCGGUCAAGCGUCACAUAUCCGUCCACUGGAACCAGUUCGUCGUAUAAUAUCCCAAUCAGUGCACCACUCUACGACAACGGUGGUCGGCCAGAGUCUUCUUUCUCUUCGUCGCCAGUGUAUACUUCACGGCCGCUUUCCGCAGCCUAUCCGACUGCGCAGAGCUCUAGCUCUCAGGCAUGGGAUGCUCAAGCCGGAUAUUCCCCGACCGAUUCCGUGGAUGAUAUCAUUGCCUCUCCAGGCUUGUCUGAGUAUGGUUUGGACAACGGUGCAGCCACGGUAGUAUCAGGAAGGCCCAAGAGCAACUCUAAGAGUCGGCCACAACGCCGCCCAUCCAACCGAGAUGAGUUCGACGGCCCCCACCAGUUCUUGCAGCGGCCGCCGGCAAGCUAUGUUGCCAUGCAAGAAAGAGAGCUUCCGCACCUCCCUACAAACCUCCUGGUUCAGGAGCAGGACAGCGUGCUCAAUCAAGUGAAUGACAGAUUGUCGCAAUGUGCUUAUGACUUCGUCGCAAAGUAUCAGUUCCCGAUACCCUUGACGCAGGAUAUGAGACCCGUGGAGCGACCUCAGGACCGGGAAUGGACCGAAUGGGUCUACCUUCUGAAGCGAUUAGCAACCAAGAGGAGAAUACCUGCAAGAGUUCUGUACAAUGGUCAGAUUAAGCAAUUUGUGACUAUUUUAGAAAACUCUCUAGAAAUGCGUCAUGCUGCGAAGCAUCAAUCACGCCCUCUCAAGGAUGACAGGAACAUCCUGCAAUUAAUCAGUGCUGGAAUCCAAGUGGCCAAGAUCCUGAAGGACGCGGCUGCCAUGGACUACUUGGACAGACUUUACGUUUCAACAGAACAACAGAUCAGGGACCGGAGCGCGGCCGCUCAGGCUCGCUUCCGCUGA
Molecule: messenger RNA, 972 nt
Organism: Neoarthrinium moseri
Lineage: Eukaryota; Fungi; Ascomycota; Sordariomycetes; Amphisphaeriales; Apiosporaceae
Exons: 5
Coding region: 1-972 (323 amino acids)
Source: RefSeq, a predicted model, not a curated record